UUAGGGCAUUCAUUUAAUCGGAGGUGCCGUUCGUUCGCAUCUCAACUUUAGCUCCCUUCUUCGCUCUUCCAUUUCGCUCCGAUUCCUCUGCCGUCGCCCGGAUUCCUCCUGCCAUGGCGGAUGUCGACUCCUCCAACAACCAGUCCUUAGCUAAGGACUAUUUGCUGGAAGAGAAAUUGCAGCAAGUUCAAGAAGUUGCAAAAUCUGUGGAAGAAUCAGUCGUCAAACCUGCAGCAGAAACCGCCGGCGAAAUCGUGCAAAAAGCAGAGGAAGCCAUCGGUGUUGCUGAUAGCAAAGAUGCUUCUGAUUCUGUCGAAAAGGCUGCUGAUUCCACCGAUUCCGACGCUGGAGAAAACAAGGAUAUUGCUCCUGAUGAAUCCAGUGAACCCGAAAACACCGUUGGUGAAGAAGCCGAGGAAGCCGAGGAGGCUCCUCAGAUCAAGCUCGAGACUGCGCCGGCGGACGUCCGCUUCCCCACCACUAACCAGACUAGGCACUGCUUCACCAGAUAUAUUGAAUAUCACCGGUGCGUUGCUGCGAAGGGUGAAGGUGCCCCCGAGUGCGACAAAUUUGCUAAAUACUAUCGCUCCCUCUGCCCCGGCGAAUGGGUUGAGAGAUGGAACGAGCAAAGAGAGAACGGUACCUUUCCGGGGCCUCUGUAAACCGAAAUCUGCAGCUAACAUUUCGCUCGCCGUCAUGAAAUAGGGAGUUUCUUCGUCUUCUUCCGAACUCCCCGAGAUAAUAAAUAUGUGUUUGGGUUUUGCUUAAAAAAUUUUAAAAGCCCACGAAAACUUCAACGAGGCGGGUUUCUCGAACCGCAUUUAAUUCCUUUAUUCUCGUAGAAAUUUUGUUCGUCGUGCUUCGCUCUCGUGUCGGUCUCGGGACAGAACGGGACUGGACAGGAUACCUUCUUGUCCCGGGAUGUCCCUCUUACCCACCUACCCCACCCCCGAAUAAUGCAUUUCGUUCUAUCGUAUAAAAAGUUAUGAAUCUUGAUUUA
This is a messenger RNA of Andrographis paniculata, 1000 nucleotides long. RefSeq names its product cytochrome c oxidase subunit 6b-1-like. The transcript has 5 exons. Gene Ontology annotation, cellular component: respiratory chain complex IV; mitochondrion. The record is from RefSeq and is a predicted model, not a curated record. Bases 114 to 662 code for a protein of 182 amino acids. Lineage: Eukaryota; Viridiplantae; Streptophyta; Magnoliopsida; Lamiales; Acanthaceae.